ACGCCCUAUCUCACACCCAGUACGAACAGCAACGAGAACAACAACGAGAACAACAACAAGGGAACAACAGGAAGGACACAGCAGGACGAAGAACCAUGUCUGAUUCUGGGUCGGCGAAAACUGUGUCUGUCGCCGUAGGGGCAGGGCUUGCGACUGCCGGCCUUGUGGUUGGACUCGCAGGGCCGAAGGUGGUGGAGAAAAUCCUCCUCAAAUUGAAGCCCGGUGGCAAGUUCAGCGGGAUGAACAAGCCAACGGCAGGGGCUAGGACGGUCAAGGAGCUGGAAGUCGGCACCCACCCCCUACAGCUGUACUCGAUGGCCACGCCGAACGGGCAGAAGGUCACCAUCGCGCUGGAAGAGAUGGGGCUCAAGUACGACGCUUGGUACACAAACAUCAUGUCGGGGGACCAGUUCACGUCUGGCUUCGUCAAGGUCAACCCCAACUCCAAGAUCCCGGCCCUGGUGGACAACGACGCACCGGGCGGCAAGCCCCUUCACCUCUUCGAGACCGGUAACAUUCUCUUGUACCUCGCCGAGCGAAGCGGCAAGUUCCUCCCGACAGACCCGGCGGCGAAGGCGGAGUGUCUCAACUGGCUCUUCUUCAACGUCGGCGAGGCUCCGUACUUUGGACAGUUCGGCCACUUCACGAGAUAUGCGCCUGUCAAGCUCGACUACGCCGUCAACAGGUACUCGACUGAGGUGCAGCGCGCGCUUGACGUGCUGGACAAGCAGCUCGAGGGGAAGAGUUUCUUGUGCGGCGAGGAGUACUCCAUCGCGGACAUGGCAUGGCUUCCGUGGGUCCGGUGCUUGGAAAUUUUCUACGAGGCUUACGACACGCUUGAGAUGUCCACCUACUCGAACGUGGCGGCGUGGCGCGAGAGGGUGGAGGCGCGACCGGCAACAGCCAAGGGGUUGAUAAUCAACUCCGGUGCACAGAACGGGGCCUUCAAGGAGUACCACUCCGCCUAACAACUGAUUUGCCGUUCGCUGCGGUGCGGGUUGUUUUUGAGGAGCGUGUUGGCGCUCUGAACGCGGUCGAUUUUGUUGUGGUGGGCUGGGGAUUGUUUUUGUGUUUCUUUUGUUCUGUUUUCUCUGAGCUAUCUAUGCGUAAGUGUUACCGGAGACCGCAGGGAAUGCGCUCGUUCGCCGAGCCCGCAAGGUGGACGUUCAAGCGGCUGGGGUCUUAUUUUGGUUAAUGUCGAAGCGCAGCCUUGAGCUGUCUGCCGCUGCCGCGGAAAGACAGUGCUCUCGCGCACGCGAACGAUCAAACAAGAGCUUGGAGGUAUAUCUGUCCAUUUUUUUUGUAGCAGUAGCCUUCACAGGGAUUUGCGAAUUUUGCGAACUUGUUGGAUAAAGCAUAAAAUCGGGGAAGUUGGGUUAGGGUUAGGGGUAGGGAAUACUCUAGGGUCUGCGUCCCCCCUCCCUGUUCUAUUUCCUCGUUAACUUAUUGAUCGCGCGAAGGCGCUCCUCUUGUAGUCAGUCGUGUGUGGUCUUGGUUUCGUUUUUUUUUUUUUUUUGUCAGAGGGAUUGAUUCUCCAUCUUGCGAUGGCCACACGGUCAGGGAGUAGUUGUACCGCCUCGGGUUUCUCGAUAUACGUUCGUCGUCU
This is a messenger RNA of Ectocarpus siliculosus, 1606 nucleotides long. NCBI's taxonomy places the organism in Eukaryota, Phaeophyceae, Ectocarpales, Ectocarpaceae. The record is from the annotation of a GenBank genome assembly.